GACCAAAAGAGAUUUAAAAAGUAAAAGUUUCUUUGUUGACGUUAAAAUGGAUUCAACGUCCGUAAAGUUGGUGCGCCUAAUAAGGAAGUAAUGGAGGAAAAGAUCGCAUAGAGUGGCUUAUCUUGCAAUUUCACACCCUCAGCUUAAGUAACAUCGCAUUUCAACUUUAUAAGCAAAUGAGCUCUAUUGAACAACUUACAGAGCCACUAAAAAAACUCACGGUGAAAGAGAAAAACAAUGAAACCUCAGAUAAUGAUAAACCCAAGUUCGAUAAGGCUGCUUUGAGAGAACGGUGGAAGCUGUUAGGAGCAGAUCCUGAACAAAAUAUACUAUCGAUGAUUCGUAAAGCAUGUAUGGAAACGUUCGCUAGAGAGGAUUUUUUCAGCAUUUUAUCCAGUAUUAAGCAGAGCUUUGUACAACGCGAUUAUGAAGGCAUAUUUACAGAUCCUAUCAACUUGGCAGUCUACACAGCAGCUUACAUUCCUGGGAGAGCUCUUUGCUAUUAUGAAAUUUUUACUAAAAGACCACAGCUGCUCAAAAUCCUAGCAAAGCGCAGUAAUUUAUAUUGUGUCGGUUCUGGAUCAGGAUCAGAAUUGACAGCUAUUGCCGCUGCUAUGACUCGACUACCAGCAGAACGUCAGAAAGUGAACCUAGUAAUGCAGGAUAUUGGUGAUUACCAGUCAGUUUUGGCUUCAAUAGAACAAACAAUUCGUGAAAAGUGGCUUUUAACACAAGAGCAGCUGCAAUGUAGUUACGAGCAAGGUGAUAUCCUUGACAGCAGCAAUGAGCUUAUUGACAAAAGGCUAGCAGAGUCGGAUCUGAUUACCUUCAUGUUUGUUAUGAACGAACUCUUUGUCAAAAAAGCAGCAGCAUUAGCAUUAAUACAGAGAAUUGUGAGAACAAUGAAAAGAGGAGCGCACUUGUUGGUAAGAAUAAAGGAUGGACCUUUUGCGACCAAAAGGGAAUAUUUACUAACAUACUCUGGGAUUUUUCCUGUCAGGUGGUAGAAUCUGCUGGUUCAUUUUCUCAUUUAAAGGUUGGAAACAAAACAUACAUGGUAUACACGUUAUUGGAUGCUAUUCAGGAUUUGGAAUUGGUAGUUGGGGAAGAUUCACGGUGGUAUAGGUAAGUUUGAAAGGUUAAAUAUAAGUGCCGUUUUUCCUCAUUUCUCACUAUAUCAAUGCCACAUUUUCCUAGACAUCCAGACAAUUUAAAAUAUCCCAUAGAUGUUCAAAAUAUGAGAUAUUUUAUUCGCCUGUACAAAAAGAAAUAAAAAAAAAUAAAAAAAGAGUAAAAAGGUGUAACCCAAACCAUUGCUGUGCCAAUUUCUCACA
Messenger RNA from Mycotypha africana, 1334 nucleotides. RefSeq lists its product as uncharacterized. The record is from RefSeq and is a predicted model, not a curated record. The coding region runs from base 177 to 1007 and encodes 276 amino acids. The transcript is spliced from 2 exons. NCBI's taxonomy places the organism in Eukaryota, Fungi, Mucoromycota, Mucoromycetes, Mucorales, Mycotyphaceae.